AUGCAGCCUGAGCCAGCUCUUUUGGCCUCCUUUCUACUGCUGCUGCCCCUGGUGCUUCCAGGACAGCCUCAGCUGGUGAGAAGUGCAUUGAACUCCGUGGAUGAGAGUGGUACUUUCCAGUGUGUGGUUCAUCUGCCCAACAACUCUAUCUUCCUGCAGCAGCUGGAGCAGCUACAGAGUACAUUACAGGAUCUCAUUGGCAAGUAUGAAGAACAGCUGUCCAGGGCCAAGGAGUAUGCUUAUAUCACUGAAGAUCAAGACAGCCAGACUCUAGAACUGAGUCACAUGCUGGAGUCCAAGAAUCCCAGUGUAACUAUGUCCCAGUAUGACAACCCAGCCUUCAACCUGCUACGUCUGGAGCUGGAAGGAGCACAAGAGUUGGCAGCCCAGCUUCAGGCCAAGGCAGGUGUCAGUGGGGCCACAGAGCUCCUCCAACAACUCCAGAACCAGGUCACUAAUGCCAGUCUGACCCUGAAGCUUCUGGCUGACUCUGACUACCAAAGCUUCCGUACUCUCCGAGAGGAGGUAGAUAUCCUUGAGGGCCGACUAAGUGAGUGCGAGAGGGAGAAGGAACAGGAACAGUCUUCCAGCUACUCUGGUCCACCCCUGGCUCCCGGUUCCUGCACUCAUGGAGGCCUACAGAAAGUGAGCAGACCCCUUGUGCUGAAGCUCAACUGGAGGGGUUUAUCAUACAAGGCAGGUGCCUGGGGCCGAGACUCAGCACCCAAUCCAACUUCUUCCCUUUACUGGGUGUCUCCUCUGCGUGCUGAUGGCAGGUACUUUGACUACUACAGGCUGCACAGGUCCUAUGAUGACCUGCUGCUGCUGAAGCACUAUGAGCAGUGGAAGAUGGGCUACGGUGAUGGCAGCGGCAAUACCGUGUACAAGAACUUCAUGUACUUUAACUACUAUGGCACAAGAGACAUGGCCAAGGUGGACCUUUCUUCCAACACCCUAGUGCUGCGACGUCCAUUGCCUGGUGCCACCUACAACAACCGCUUCUCAUAUGCUAGUGUGCCUUGGACUACCUUCGAUUUUGCUGGUGACGAGAAGGGGCUGUGGGUGCUCUAUGCCACAGAGGAGAGCAAGGGUAACCUGGUAAUAAGUCGUCUCAAUGACAGCACCCUAGAAGUUGAGCAAACCUGGUAUACCAGCCAGUAUAAGCCUGCUCUUUCAGGGGCCUUCAUGGCCUGUGGGGUUCUCUAUGCUUUGCGCUCACUAAGCACUCGUCAAGAGGAGAUCUUUUAUGCUUAUGACACCACCACUAGUCAGGAACACCACCUCAGCAUCCUGUUGGACAAGAUGCUGGAAACACUGCAUGGCAUCAAUUACUGCCCUUGGGACCACAAGCUCUAUGUUUACAAUGAUGGAUUCUUAAUAAAUUAUGAUCUUACCUUCCUGACACUAAAGGAAAAGCUGCCAAGCUCUCCCAUUAAAAGGCCUCCUGGGGCUUUAGCUCCAUCCAAACCUAUCAAGUUCAGCAAACCCUCCGGGCCGGGAGACUCUGACUGA
Messenger RNA from Peromyscus californicus insignis, 1512 nucleotides. Its product is annotated as olfactomedin-4-like. The transcript is spliced from 6 exons. Lineage: Eukaryota; Metazoa; Chordata; Mammalia; Rodentia; Cricetidae. Gene Ontology annotation, biological process: signal transduction. Bases 1 to 1512 code for a protein of 503 amino acids. The record is from RefSeq and is a predicted model, not a curated record.